GCCCUCCCCCGACCCACAUUCCGCUCUCCGCCCCAAAACCGAGCACCUCCCUUCCCCAGCGUCCGCCCGGCGCUUCUCGCCGUCGGAGACGAUGGAAGGUGAUGAGCGCCAGCCGCUGCUCGCGGCCUCGCCCGCCUCCUCCACGCCGUCGCGGAAUGGCACGUCCGCCUCCGACGAGCUCUCGGGCGAACGGUCCUCCCCUCGUGGUGCUCCUCCGACGAAGGAGCAUCCAACCUCCUCCUCCUCGACCACGCCGCCGCCUGCCGCGGGCACCCCCGUCCCCUCCUCCUCGACCACGCUGCUGCCUGCCGCGGGCACCCCCGUCCCCUCCAACUCGACCACGCCGCCGCCUGCCGCGGGAACCCCGGUCCCCUCCUCCUCGCCGCCUGCCGUGGGAACCCCGGUCCCCUCCUCCUCGCCGAGUGCCGCGGGAACCCCGGUCCCCUCCUCCUCGCCGACUGCCGCGGGCGUCCCCAAGGGCCGGCCCUCCUUCUCGUCUACCAAGCGUUCGGCGCCGACUGUCGCGAUAUCGCCCUCUGCUGGAGUUUUCUGGGAUUUGUCUGGCAGGAUGCGAAGGGCGCCGUCGCACCCACCCGUCCCCGCUCCGCCUGGCCUUCGCGAGACGCUUCGUCGCCAGGGCGCAAGGUUUGACUCUGUUGGCGUCGAGAAGCUCAUCGGAAUAUUGGGGUUCUCCUUGUUUGGAUCCCUUUCCCUUUUGCCCUUCACUGUGGACCGCGUCAAGGACGACAGCAACAUCACCGAGACACAUAAGAUCAUCCUUGUGCUGAUUUUUGGUUUGAUCUGGGUGCUGGCAAGCGUUGGGUUCUUAUGUGGAUUGCACGGCAAGUCUGACUUUGAGCAGGCGGUAUGCAGGUUCACUGCUCGCCUAGGGAUUCUUGGACUGACACUUCUAGUGAUUCUCAACCUCAUAUGGAUGCUCCCGAGCAGCACCUUUGCCACUGUCUGCUUCUACAUCUUCAUGAUCGCCGCUGUCAUACUUCACAUAGUGUUAUGGAUAACAAGCUGCCUAGUUGGCGAGGACAAGAUCGAGGAGAUUGCAGGAACAGAGCAGCAGUAGGCGAGGUCAGUAGAAACGCAUGUUAACCACCUCCCAUGUGCAAGCUGGAAUGCCAAGCCCCCUGCCAGCAUAGUCGUUGACCAUGGCACCAUCUGGAUUCACCGUCAUCUGUAACUAAAAUCUACGAUUUCGCUGGGAGCUGCUGCAUAAUCACCUAGAUGAUUCACACCUGUACUUACUGCCAGUGCUCGCGGCCUCGCUUUAUUACUGUCGAACUACAUGUGAAGCUCCGAUUGGCUUGAGGGGUGAGAUUUUUCUCGCUUUUAGGAUGGAAUCAAUUGUUCCUUUACUCCC
Molecule: messenger RNA, 1372 nt
Organism: Hordeum vulgare subsp. vulgare (domesticated barley)
Lineage: Eukaryota; Viridiplantae; Streptophyta; Magnoliopsida; Poales; Poaceae
Product: flocculation protein FLO11-like
Exons: 3
Coding region: 92-1078 (328 amino acids)
Source: RefSeq, a predicted model, not a curated record